GUGAAAGCACAAUUCAUGUCGAUCAAGAAACAGAAGCAAAUUUCAUACAACUUUGAGUCUUUGAUUGCCUCCUUCCUAAAUUCCGAUUCCCAGCAGACAAAAAAACCAACCCUGUAAUUGUUUGUAGCAACUAUCAAUCGACAUUGUAUUUCUAUUCCACAAUCCACAGUUCAAACCUUAACCUAUAAUUUUUGUAACCAAACAUCAGAAAUGAUUCUCAAUUCCAUAGCCGUAUUACGGAGAACCCCUUUCUUCCUCAUCCAUUCUUCAUCUCUCUAUUCUCCCAAACAUCCUUCGUUUUCUCAUCACGAAUUCACCUUAUUUGCAUCAAACCCACUUCAUAGGUCCAAUUUUUCAUCUCAAACCUCUCUUUAUGGCUCAAUUUUCAGUAAUAAGGAGUUGGGUUUUUAUGAGUUGAGUAAGAAACAAUUGGGUAAAGGUUUUUCUCGGAUUUCAGCUGUUUCUGAUGAUGGAUCUGGGGGUUCUUUUGGUGGUAAUGGCGGAAAAGGUUUUGGUGGCUCCGGUGAUGAUGGUGCUGGUGAUGCUGGCGGGAAAAAAUCUAAAUGGAACUUUCUUUCAUGGUACAUGGAUCUUUUGGUGAAGUUUCCUGUCUUGACCAAAGCUGUGACUUCUGCGUUGUUAAACUUGGUUGGAGAUGUAAUUUGUCAGCUUGUUAUAGAUCAAGUCCCGUCACUGGAUUACAAAAGGACUUUCAUGUUCACCUUCUUGGGAUUUGCUCUGGUGGGCCCGACACUGCACUAUUGGUAUUUAUAUCUUAGUAAAUUGAUUACUAUUCCUGGAGCUUCUGGUGCUUUCUUGCGGCUUCUACUUGAUCAGUUCAUCUUUGCUCCUAUCUUUAUCGGAACUUUUCUUUCUGCAUUGAUGACACUAGAAGGAAGGGCUUCACAAAUCGUCCCAAAGCUGGAACAGGAAUGGCUUUCAUCCGUGGUUGCUAACUGGAAACUGUGGAUACCGUUUCAGUUUCUAAACUUCCGUUUUGUUCCACAACAGUUCCAGGUUCUUGCUUCAAAUUUUGUAGCUGUAAUAUGGAACGUGAUCUUAUCAUUCAAAGCUCACACAGAGGUUGUUGCUAAAUAAGUAUGUUUCCAAACCUAUUCCAUUCUUUGAUUAGUAUUGCAUUACGUAUACUAUGAUUUUUCCGACUUUGCACCAAAUCUAUUUUAAAAAAAUUCUGGCUGUUAAAUUCAAAACCACUGCGCUUACAGCCUUUAAAGUAUUGCAUUAACUUUGUCAAAAACGGAUGAACUUAUGUUGUUAAUUUUUUUGAUCUUUCUUUAAUUUCUCGGCCUUUGUUUGCUAUACAACUUCGAUAGGGUUUCAUGCUUUUGCUGCCCUUCUCAUGAUCUCAUCUUGGUUGCUGAUUAGUCAUAGUUAAAGUGAUCAACCCAGUAUCCCACACAGGUCGGGGUUUGAGGAGGGAGGAAGAUAGCGGACGGACCAUACUCGUACCCUUUUCAAGGAAAGGGCACCGAGAACUGUGCGCACACAAAUAAUCCCCUAAAAGGAUGGGCUCUGGUUGCUGAUUAAUAUGUAUAUAUGUUUUUGAAGUGUAGGUUGCUUGGUAUCUAAAUGUUUCUAGGAAUCUAUUUUCCUGUGUACCACUACCAGUUCCUUUUCUGAAGCACCGAGUUCUGCAAAUAUAAGUCAAGUUGUUCUUUUAUCUUCAAAUGGAUUACUAGUGUUAGUUGUUUCCGUUGUUCCCAACCAACCAAAUCGGUAUCUGUAGCAACUCACCACCAACAGAAUAAUGGAUUCUCUUACUUAUAGAUUAGUAUUAGUAUUCUAUUAUAAGUUGAAUAAAUUAUAGUUUUUGUUAAUCAUAAUCUUUUACGUUUGAUUUGUUUUGGU
Messenger RNA from Amaranthus tricolor (Joseph's coat), 1869 nucleotides. Its product is annotated as protein sym-1-like. Bases 211 to 1098 code for a protein of 295 amino acids. The transcript has 7 exons. NCBI's taxonomy places the organism in Eukaryota, Viridiplantae, Streptophyta, Magnoliopsida, Caryophyllales, Amaranthaceae. The record is from RefSeq and is a predicted model, not a curated record. Gene Ontology annotation, cellular component: cytoplasm; membrane.